This is a messenger RNA of Neltuma alba, 1398 nucleotides long. RefSeq names its product zinc finger protein WIP2. Gene Ontology annotation, biological process: anatomical structure development; regulation of gene expression. The coding region runs from base 152 to 1264 and encodes 370 amino acids. NCBI's taxonomy places the organism in Eukaryota, Viridiplantae, Streptophyta, Magnoliopsida, Fabales, Fabaceae. Gene Ontology annotation, molecular function: DNA-binding transcription factor activity. The transcript has 2 exons. Gene Ontology annotation, cellular component: nucleus. The record is from RefSeq and is a predicted model, not a curated record.
UACUUGUUUCUCUCCUCCGAUCCUCUCCUGUUUCCUGUAUCCCCUCUCUUUCUCUCUCCACCGUCCACUCCCUUCAGCCAUCUUAUACUCUCUCUCUCUCUUUCUCUCUCUAUGAAAGCAAACUAUUCCCACACUUACUUUAUUCAUCACCAUGGCUGACCCUUACUCUCAUCUUUUCUCUUCUCCCCCUUUCUUCCAAUUCAACCCUUUCCCUUCUUCCAAUCCUUCUUCUCACCACCAUCCCUAUGCUCUCCACAACUUCAUCAACCACCCCACUGCCUCCUCCUCCGGCGGCUUUUUCCACCACCACCACGCCGCUUCUUAUUCCUCUAAUAUCCCUUCGCCACCGUCUCCUCCUCUCAGAGAAGCUCUUCCUCUUCUGAGCCUCAGCCCGUCGACCAAGCAAGAGCAAGAUGGUCAUCAUCAUCAAGACUAUUUGGAUGCCAAGGCCGACGACAGGAUCAUUCUCCACAGUGCUAAACCCAAAGAGGAAGAAGAAGACGAAGAGGAGGACGAUGAAGCCACUGUCACUGUUGCACUCCACAUAGGGUUGCCCAGCCCUAGUGCUGCUGAGAUGGCUUCUGUGCUCUCCUCCUGCAACGAUAAAGAACAAGAAGGAGCAGGAGAUGGCGGAGGAGGAGGAGGAGGAGGCGGCGGCGGCGGCGGAGAUCAUGAGGAUUGUUGUUCUGGGUCUGGCUUCAUGCUCCACAAUAAGCUCAACAAGGGACAGUACUGGAUCCCUACUCCUUCUCAGAUUCUCAUUGGUCCUACCCAGUUCUCUUGCCCUGUUUGCUUCAAGACCUUCAACAGAUACAACAACAUGCAGAUGCAUAUGUGGGGGCAUGGAUCACAGUACAGAAAAGGGCCUGAAUCACUGAGAGGAACACAACCAACGGGCAUGCUGAGGCUUCCAUGCUAUUGUUGCGCUCCAGGUUGCAGAAACAACAUCGAUCAUCCAAGAGCGAAGCCACUGAAGGAUUUUAGAACGCUUCAAACACAUUACAAGAGGAAGCAUGGGAUCAAGCCCUUCAUGUGUAGAAAAUGUGGGAAGGCUUUUGCUGUGAGAGGCGAUUGGAGAACUCACGAGAAGAACUGUGGCAAGCUCUGGUAUUGUAUCUGCGGCUCUGAUUUUAAGCACAAGAGGUCUCUUAAGGAUCACAUCAAAGCCUUUGGGGUUGGCCAUGCUGCUUAUGGAAUCGAUGGGUUUGAAGAAGAAGAAGACCCUGCGUCCGAAGUUGAGCAAGAUAACGAGUCCACCCAGUAAAACAACUACACAAUGGGAUUAAUUUAUAUUUUAUAUAUGAGGACUAUGUAUCUUAGCUUAUGAUGAUGAACGGAUCAUUAACUAGGAUAAUAUAAGCAUUAAGUUUAAAUGGAAGCCAACUAUCUUCUGGUUUA